This is a messenger RNA of Hemibagrus wyckioides, 2133 nucleotides long. It is a transcript of the gene coil, whose product is annotated as coilin p80. The transcript is spliced from 7 exons. Bases 35 to 2023 code for a protein of 662 amino acids. The record is from RefSeq and is a predicted model, not a curated record. Lineage: Eukaryota; Metazoa; Chordata; Actinopteri; Siluriformes; Bagridae. Gene Ontology annotation, cellular component: Cajal body. Gene Ontology annotation, biological process: spliceosomal snRNP assembly. Gene Ontology annotation, molecular function: U1 snRNA binding; U2 snRNA binding.
AUGUACGAGCUCUUCCUGCGUUCUCCCAGGGAACAUGGCGGCCUCCAGUCUCAACGCGGUUCGAGUUCGGCUGUAUUUUGAUUAUCCUCCUCCCUGCAUGCCCGACUGCCGCAUGAGCUGGGUGCUGGUGGAUCUGAAUAAAUGUCGCGUUGUUGCAGAUUUGUGCAGCGUUAUUAGAGAAAAGUUUGACUACAGCCGCAAAACAGUGUUAGACCUGUUCAUUGAGAAUUGUUUUCUUCCUCCUGCAGAGAACAUCUAUGUGGUUCGUGAUAAUGACAGUAUAAGGGUGAAGGUGUCCAGUGUUUCUGGUGAGCAUGAGGGGAAAAAAAGAUUCAGAGAAGAAGGCGGCUUAUUUCACACACCAGCCAAGAAGAACAGAUGCGAAGCGAUUGAGGCGAACGGUUUCCCCCAACCGGUGGGUGCAAAAAAGAAAAAGAAAAAACACAAAGCAAAGAAAAAGAAGCAGGAACAGCAACCAGUGGAGUGUGGAGAAGUGUUUAAAAUAGCCAUCCCCGCGAAAGAGCCUUCAUCCUCAAAGUCCCAGACAAAUAAGAGCAGCCAGAAAGCUUCAGCGUCUUCUAGCCUUACUAAUGGAAAAGCGAAUUCAUCAGGUCCGUGUGAUAAAAGCUCGGAUUCUUCAGACAGCAGUGAGGAUAUUCCUCAAAAACCCUCUCCAUCCAAGUCUAAAUCCAAACGUACACAGGUUGCGGAAUCCAAACGUCCUGUGACGAGAAAAUCCUCGUCCUCAGACGAUGAAGACGAAAUAAUCCCGGUGAAAAAAUCUCCAAAACCUAACACAAGCUCCAAAACAUCCACCAGUACGAAGACACCCAAAGAGCAGAUGUCUUCUGUUCCAGCAAAAUCCACUACAAACUCGACAGUGGCAAAGAAAACACAAACGGAGUCUUCUUCAGAUUUGUCCUCGUCUGAAGAUGAAGCUUCAGCAGCAAACGAGAAAGCAAACGUCCCCGUAAAAUCCUCUUCCGUUCAACCGAAAUCUGCUAACACUGCCAUGAAAGCAAAACCUCAAACUAUGACAGCUUCAUCCUACUCAUCCUCCUCCUCAGAAGAUGAUUCCGGAAAAGGGGGAAAAUCUCCAGUUCAGCUAAAAUCUCUCAGCAGCUCUAAAUCUGUGUCCUUACUGCAAACACAGCCACCUUCCUCUGAUCGCCAAGGUGAAGCCAGCAAAAUCUCCACCUUAAAAAAACCUUCCGGAAAUCCUAAAAUGUCCAAAACGCAAACAUCUUCAGAUUCCUCCUCAUCCUCUGAAGAUGAGGUGGGCAAUGCGAAUGUCCCUGAGACACCCAAACCCUGUAAACCUGUGCCAGCCUCGUGUGCUGUGGUAGAAAACGGUGCAUGUCAGACUCCGUCCACUCCAGUAGGGACGAUGCUUCAGGACAACAAGGACAAAGCGGAGAGCUCGGAUUCGUGCAGCAGUGACACGGAGCUGGUGAUAAGGAGGCCAAACCCUCAGCUCAUGGCUGGUUUGACCCCACGGGGGAGGGGGCGGGGAUUCAUAGACAGGGUGAAAGGUCGAGGAGGGGCCAGGGGUGGCUUUGGCAGGGCCAGAGGAACACCUUGGAAGCAGAACUUUCAUUAUAACUAUGACAAUGAAGAGCAGAGAAAGCAGAAAGAUAUCCAAACGAAUAAAAGCAUGCUGCUGCAGAAUCCUCCAGAGCCGAGUCCCAGGCGGGAUUACAGUACUCUACCUCUCCUCGCGGCUCCUCCUGCAGUGGGACAGAAAAUAGUUUUUAAGCUUUUAGAGCUCACAGAGAACUACACGCCAGAAGUGUCGGAUUAUAAAGAAGGAAAGAUCAUUGGUUUUAAUCACAGCACUAACAUGAUUGAACUGGAGCUUCUGACGCAGAGUCAAGCCCGAGCUGAACCUGGGAAGUUUGAUCUGGUGUAUCAGAACCCAGAUGGCUCUGAGAGAGUGGAGUAUGCGGUCACUCUUGGUUCUCAGCUGACUGAGCGUUGGGAGUCUCUGAUUGAGCCCAGGCUUAUCGUACAGAACACAGGCUGAGAAAAGUUUUGAAUUUUCAUCUGAUUUUUGUUCUUAAGUGGCACUUUUGUAUUACAAUGCAUUUUAAGUGAAUGUGAAUAGUAACUGAAUAAAUACUUUUUUUUUAUUUA